Chlorella variabilis is the source of this 1695-nucleotide messenger RNA. RefSeq lists its product as hypothetical. Lineage: Eukaryota; Viridiplantae; Chlorophyta; Trebouxiophyceae; Chlorellales; Chlorellaceae. The record is from RefSeq and is a predicted model, not a curated record. The transcript has 12 exons. Bases 1 to 1695 code for a protein of 564 amino acids.
AUGCUGAACAGGCUGCGCAGCGGGCGCAUUCACCCCGAUGUGGCGGCUGCCGGCGGGGGCCCGCGCAGCCUGAGCAAGACGAGCAGCGCCAAGUCGUUCCGGCGGCAGGUGUCGGGCAAGUCUGAUGCGCAGCGCGAGAUCGACCGCUCGCUGGCCAUGUCGGACCAGGACCACGCGGCCUGGCUGCAAGACAGGGUGAAGCACGACGGGCGCAAGGCGGCCAUGGCCCUGCUCAAGUUCUACCUGCGCAUGCUGAAGCCGUGCGUGGUGGUCGCCGCCUACGUGGCCGCCAUGUACGCCGCCAUCUCCUGGUCCAUCCCCAACCUGCUCUGCAACUCCAUCGCCAAGGAGAACUCGGGCUCCCUGGUGUCUGGCGAGUGCAUCUACAUCGACACAGGCAACAAGGGCUACUCGGUGGCCUGGGGGCAGAAGGUCUUCUUCCUGGUGUUCUGGACCGUGCAGGCCGCAUGGAUGGCCGGCUUCUGCGCCUACAUGACCGCCAUCCUGUUUGGCCCCGCCUUUCGCAAGCGGGAGCGCAUGGCGGUGUACCUCAUCACCCUGCUGGCCGCGCUGAUCAACCCCAUCUGCGGGCCCCGCUUCGGGCUGGCGAUGAACAGCCCGGGGAUCAUCCUGGGGACCGGCGUGGCCAGCUUCUUCAACAUGCUGAACACCAUGAACGCCCCCAUGCGCUACUCCGCCAACCCGCUCAACCGCCUGCGCUGGAUCAACAUGCUGUUGCUGGCCUCCAUGGUCUCCAACAUCUACCUCUUCCUCAUCCCCAUGGCCAUCACGGCGCGGUCGGCCGACGCCUUUGGCGGCAUGGGCAUCACCUUCCUGCGCCUGGUGGUGCACCCGGCCAUGUGGGCCACCAUCCUGGUGACCUUCCGCUUCAUGCUGCGCAACAUUGGCUACAUCCCGGAGAUGCGCAGCAGCAUCCUGCUCUGCUGGCCGCUCAUCUACUCCUCCCUCUACGGCCGCUUCCUGCUCCUGCAGGCAAGCAGCGCUGCGCUGCCGUCGCUGCUGGGGCCACUGUGCUGUGCUAUGGAGGGCGCCGGCAGCGUGGUCAUGGUCAACCUGCUGAUCGCCUUUGUGGAGAUUGCUGGCCGCCUGGACGACCGCUCCAGCGACGGCCUGCUGCUCAAGCUGAUGUACGGGGAGCGGGCCAGGGACGCCAUCACUGCCGCCAGGGACCAGGAUGAGAAGCGCAUGUCUGAGGUGUUCAUGGGGCUGAUGACGGAGCUGACCAGCAUCUUUGCCGCCUCCUUCAUCCUCUCCCUGGGCGGCGUGGCCCUCAAGCAGGGCGUGCCGCCAGACCACAAAGCCAUCUGGGUCAGCGCGGGGCUGCAGGCUGUCACCACCCUGGUGUCUGAGUUCAUCGGCAUGGCCAUGGAGGGCAAGUACCACUGCUUCGAGUGGUCCCGCGCCUACACGCCCAUCCCCGUCAGGAUCACGGUGCUCAUCCUCGUCAUGAUGACCUUUGGCGCCUCCAGGCUGUGCCUGGAGGUGAUCGGCAUCUUCUGCCCCACCUACUACCCAGACCGCGACAUCAUCCUGCUGGAGCAGUGCGACAAGCCCUCGCUGUUCCAGGCCAUCACCUUCUCCUCAGCCGACCGAUUCAAGAUGAUUGGCUCCUUCUUCAACUACACCGAUGGCGUGUUCAACAUGACUGGCGGGUAUGGGGUCAACACUGUGUAG